Messenger RNA from Scaptodrosophila lebanonensis, 1690 nucleotides. RefSeq names its product prostatic acid phosphatase (gene Acph-1). The coding region runs from base 238 to 1557 and encodes 439 amino acids. The transcript has 7 exons. Gene Ontology annotation, biological process: dephosphorylation. Gene Ontology annotation, molecular function: phosphatase activity. Lineage: Eukaryota; Metazoa; Arthropoda; Insecta; Diptera; Drosophilidae. The record is from RefSeq and is a predicted model, not a curated record.
UUAUGUCGCGAUGAUGGAGCUGCCACAUCGCGAAAAGUCCAUUUAUGGGCUCUGGUAUAAAUGUCAUAUCGAUAUGUUGAUUCGAUACUUACGUCUCUAGCUAAACCAAAAACAAAGGGGAAAAAUUGGAACAAUAUGUCAGCUUAACCUGUCUCGGAUUUAAAAAACAAAUCACAUCUUAAUCAUAGUACCUGCUUGAGCCAGAGAAGGUGCCGAAGUUGUUCGCUUUCUCAUAAAAUGAAGUCUGAAAAUGGUUUUAUCAACACCUUAACGCAACUGUGUUUGAUUUGCGUGUUUUGUUUGGCCAAGUUACAUGGCCUUGAACAAAAUACAUAUUCUAACGUUGAAGGUAACGCGGAUGACUCGCUGCCAGGCAAGCUUAAGUUUGCACAUGUGAUAUUUCGGCAUGGAGACCGAAUGCCCGUAGACCCCUACCCCACAGAUCCGUGGAAUAAUCAGACAUUCUGGCCAGCGCGCUGGGGCCAACUUACCAAUCGUGGCAAGCGACAACACUAUGAGUUGGGCAAGUGGCUGAGAAAACGUUACAACGCACUGCUGGGCGCAACGUAUGACAGACAGCAAAUAUUUGUGCAGUCCACGGACGUUGAUCGCACCCUCAUGAGCGCGCAGUCAAACUUAGCUGGCUUUUACGAGCCGGAGGGUUCGGAUAUAUGGAACGAAGAUUUAAAAUGGCAGCCAAUUCCCGUGCACACGAAGCCUGAAAAGGACGACCCUGUACUCGCAGCCAAGGCACCUUGUUCAGCUUUUGACUAUGCACUAUCUGCCUUGCAAAGCUCGCCCGAGUAUCAAGCGAAGGUCGAACGCUACAAGUACCUAUUCGAUUACUUGUCACAGCACUCUGGCCGCAUGGUGGAAACAUUUUUGGACAUAAACUAUAUAAACAAUACACUGUUUAUAGAAACUCUGUAUAACAAAACAUUGCCCGAGUGGACGAAAAAGGUUUAUGGUAGCGCUGACAUGACAUAUGCGACGAAUUUCGCUUUUUCUGUUAAUACGAUGACGCGCCAACUGGCCCGCCUAAAGGUUGGACCGCUGCUGAAGGAAAUUUUCAAUCGCUUUGUUGACAAGUCGCAAGGAAAACUGACGCCCGAUCGGAAUAUGUGGAUAUAUAGCGCGCAUGAUACUACCAUAGCAAAUGUUUUAAAUGGGCUCAACAUGUUCCAGCUGCACAGUCCACCCUACACGGCUUGCAUUAUGAUGGAGAUGCGUGUGGACGACUACAACAAUUCGCUUAUCUCCAUUUUCUAUAAGAAUAGCUCCGCUGAGCCCUUGCCCAUGAACAUACCGGGCUGUGGCGUCUCAUGCCCACUAAACACACUGCUUAGACUGUAUAGUGAUUAUUUGCCCGUGGACUGGGAACGCGAAUGCAAGCUGUCUACCAUGAUGCUCACCUAUGAGGAGGCAAAUAUUGGCGCAGCAACAGGCAUUCUCAUCUUCAUUAUAAUUAUAUUGUUGUGCGCCAGCUAUGCGCUCAUGAUCUAUUAUCGACGACGCAAUUACCACCUGUAUUCUUCCUCGUAUGCGCAGAUGGCGUAAAUCAGAAGACUUAUUAUUUACGGAUUACGAAAGCGAACUCACUAUAUAAAUCCAAUGUGAUUCCUAUUUUGUAUUUAAUUAUGAUUUGGUAAGAGUAUUGUUGCCAUAUGUAUACUGAAAUCCCAUUACUUAA